Messenger RNA from Prosopis cineraria, 1182 nucleotides. RefSeq names its product ubiquitin-conjugating enzyme E2 10-like. The transcript is spliced from 4 exons. Bases 541 to 987 code for a protein of 148 amino acids. Gene Ontology annotation, molecular function: ubiquitin conjugating enzyme activity. The record is from RefSeq and is a predicted model, not a curated record. Gene Ontology annotation, cellular component: nucleus. Lineage: Eukaryota; Viridiplantae; Streptophyta; Magnoliopsida; Fabales; Fabaceae. Gene Ontology annotation, biological process: protein polyubiquitination.
UUUUACAUGAAUCACUUCGGAGUGUUAAAUCAAUCCCGUUAUAAAUUUACUUUUCAACUUGAUUAUUUUAAAAAAGGAUCUGAGUAGGAUAUGGUGUUUUCAGCAUCAACGAUGAUUCCAGAUUUUGUAACUACUUAAUUAUGUUAAUUCAAUCAAAUGGUCAGUUGAGCAAAUAAGUAAGGAGUGGUGAUGGUGGUAUUCUAGUGGUGUAUAAUGUCUAAUGAUUUGAAUUAGAAGUGGGAACAAAAAAGGGCUUUGUGCUUUGGAAAACUUGAACGCCGAGUGAAAUGGGAAACAACUUUCAAAUUCCCAUCAUUUGUGAAAGGCGAUAGAUUCUUGAUAUCUUAUCUUCCUCCAUUUGUUGAGGAAUAUAUACUGUGCCCACUUUCAUGAGUCAACAAUGGACAAAUGGAAUUCUUGAGUCCGUUCAACAUCUCCCUCGAAACCACCCACCCAUUUCCUCCAUUAAAUAUACAGAGCUGCCUCUUGUUUUCUAGCUUACUAUAAUUCUCACUUGGUUUGCAUUCCUCAACUACGUUAAUGGCGUCCAAGAGAAUUCUGAAGGAGCUCAAGGACUUACAAAGAGACCCCCCAACAUCAUGCAGUGCAGGUCCUGUGGGAGAAGAUAUGUUCCAUUGGCAAGCAACCAUCAUUGGUCCUAAUGACAGUCCCUAUGCUGGCGGUGUUUUCCUUGUUACUAUUCAUUUUCCUCCUGAUUAUCCUUUCAAGCCUCCCAAGGUGGCAUUCAGGACCAAGGUAUUCCAUCCCAAUAUAAACAGUAAUGGAAAUAUUUGUCUGGACAUUCUCAAAGAACAAUGGAGCCCUGCCCUCACCAUAUCCAAGGUUUUGCUGUCAAUUUGUUCACUGCUAACGGAUCCAAACCCUGAUGACCCGCUUGUUCCAGAGAUUGCUCAUAUGUGCAAGUCUGACAAACAGAAAUAUGAGUCCACUGCUAGAGGAUGGACCCAGAAGUAUGCCAUGGGCUGAUCAGACUCUAAUAAUUACUGCCUUGUGACCACCACUUUCCAAAUCAAUCCUCUUUAUAUAAAAAUGGCCUUAAUUUGAACCAUUACUAUACUAAGGCUUUACCUUUGACUAUGAGAAUUAUUCUAAAGGCUUUACCUUUGUAAUUGGAUCGUGUUUUCUAUCCAUCAAUAAAUAUAUAUGCUCAGACCUUUUGCA